Messenger RNA from Mirounga angustirostris (Northern elephant seal), 5175 nucleotides. It is a transcript of the gene TXNDC9, whose product is annotated as thioredoxin domain containing 9. Lineage: Eukaryota; Metazoa; Chordata; Mammalia; Carnivora; Phocidae. The coding region runs from base 203 to 883 and encodes 226 amino acids. The record is from RefSeq and is a predicted model, not a curated record. Gene Ontology annotation, cellular component: cytoplasm. Gene Ontology annotation, biological process: microtubule cytoskeleton organization. The transcript has 5 exons.
CCCCACUUCCUCGGGCGUCGCAGGUUGUAUCGCGUGAGGGCCGCUGCCAAAGGGGUGGCGGAAGUGACGGCGGGUUCGCAGUCACCGGCAGCUGCUGCGAGGGUGAAGCCAGAGUGGACUGCCUUUCUGGAGCAGUUAGUUCUUCACUUCUCAGGUGUCACCGAGAGCUCAGCACCAAGGCUGAACUAUACCAUUUAGAAGAAUGGAAGCUAAUGCAUCUGUUGACAUGUUUUCAAAAGUCCUGGAAAAUCAGUUGCUUCAGACUACCAAACUAGUAGAAGAACAUUUGGAUUCUGAAAUUCAGAAACUGGAUCAGAUGGAUGAGGAGGAAUUGGAACGUCUCAAAGAAAAGAGACUUGAGGCUCUAAGGAAAUCUCAACAGCAGAAACAAGAAUGGCUUUCAAAAGGACAUGGGGAAUACAGAGAAAUCCCUAGUGAGAGAGACUUUUUUCAAGAAGUCAAAGAGAGUAAAAAAGUGGUUUGCCAUUUCUACAGUGACUCCACAUUCAGGUGUAAAAUAUUAGACCGACAUUUGGUGAUAUUGUCCAAGAAACAUCUUGAGACCAAAUUUCUGAAGCUGAAUGUGGAAAAAGCACCUUUCCUUUGUGAGAGACUGCGUAUCAAAGUCAUUCCCACACUAGCACUGGUAAAAGAUGGAAAAACACAAGAUUAUGUUGUUGGAUUUACUGACCUAGGAAAUACAGAUGACUUCACCACAGAAACUUUAGAAUGGAGGCUGGGUUGUUCCGAUAUUCUCAGUUACAGUGGAAAUUUAAUGGAGCCACCAUUUCAGAGCCAGAAGAAAUUUGGAACAAACUUCACAAAGCUGGAAAAGAAAACUAUCCGAGGGAAGAAAUAUGAUUCAGACUCUGAUGAUGAUUAGAAAUUAGUUAUAAUUCUUUGUAAAUUGUCUUUUUAUUUCUGCUUACUUCAGAAUUAGAUGUGUUUUCUAAAUCCCGUUGGUUUUUAUACAUUGGUCAUCUAAUGGUCAUGUUCUAGAGUUUUGUACAGUUUCAUCGCAUUGAAAGACAUCUUCAGUUUUGUGUGGCAGUCAUGUUUAAGUUGAGGAAAACUUCUGAGUUCUUAAAUUAUCCAGCAAGGGUCUGGAUUCUCUAUUUUUGAGGUUGAUUUUAUCACAAUAUGAUUCCUACGUCUUUAUAUCAUUAACAGUUGUGUUUUUAAUCUACUGGAUUGGAAAUAGGAAUUCAGCAAACUAUUCCAGGACUAAUUCUUACAUAGCAUUAUUUACUUUAUACAGCAGGUCAAACAACAUUUACUGGUGUAACACACUCACUUGUAAAUGAAUUAUAAACACUCUUUACUUCUGGAAUAUAUUUAGCUAUUAAAGAACUGCCUAUUUAUUCUGUAGGCUGUGUGUUGAUGAUGAAUCAGCUGAUGGCAGCAGAAAGCUUUUUCAGGUUUUGAGCAUACUGCCUUAUUUAAAGGAUUCUGAUUGCUUGUAUUUUAAGACAUGCAUUAAAAAAUAAUCAGGACGGGGCACCUGGGUGGCUCCGUCGGUUAAGUCUGUGACUCUUGAUUUCGGCUCAGGUCAUGAUCUCAGGGUCCUGGGAUCCAGCCAUUUCUCAGUGGAGACUCUGCUUAAGAUCUUCUCCAUCUGUGCCCUCUCCCCUCCUUCAUGCUCUCUCUCAAAAAUAAAUGAUCAGGAAGCACAACUGGAAUGGCAACAUGAUCUGCAGACUCCUUGGUGAAAACAACCAUAACUGGUAAAUAUAUAUGUAUAUUUUUUAAAGUCUUGGGAAUUGUCAUAAAACCAUAUAGCAAAUAAAAACAUUUAUUACAGAAACAUUUAUUCAAGAAAAUACUAAAGCUUGGUAAGAAUAGCAAGUCUCUGGUAUUUGAGCCAUGACCCCACACCAUUUCUCCCCCUAGCUCCCAAUUUCAGCCUACAAUUUCUCCCUAGGAUGAACAGACUGCUAGCAUUUCUCAUUCUACCUGCUUCUAUCCCCCAAGCUCUAUGUCACAGAAGCUCUAUUUCAGGUAACAGUAGCAAAGAUGUCUGGACCUUCCUUCCUCUACCCAGUCCCCACUUAGAGCACUGAAGAGCUACCCCAGGAAUGGCAGACCAAGAAUACUAUUUUCUAAUCACUAUUGCCCCAGCUUAUGAGUGGAGGUUCCAUGCAAGGAAAGGCAAGCAAGACCAGGAGUUAUCAUCCACUGCUCUAUUUAUAGACCACAGGUAUCACUCCUAGAAAAACAGGCUACUCUCCCCAUCCCCAACUCUGAGGCAGUAGCAAGCCAUAAAAACAGCUUCUAUAUGAUCCUCUAAGUUCAAGCCUAAGGGUGCUGCCAUAGACAAAGGAAAUUUAGAGUGGGAGUAGAGACAGACAAGAGGAGACUGGUAACUCCAUAAUAGCAAUAAGCAGAAGGGAAAACCAGUGGUAAGUCUAACACAGAAUGAUAGGCAGCUUAGAGUAGUCCUAGGUCUAGAACAAGCCUCAAAGAGACUACAAGGACCUGGAUUUAAUUGGAUCAAACUGUGUAGCCAUUUGUGUCCCACUGCAUUGUCCAAAAUAAUAGGUCCACCAACAAUUAGUGGAUGUUAAUUACAGUGUGAUAACAAUGGAGGCAGACAAACUAAAACCCUUACAAGGAGAUUGGGGAAAGAAACCAUAAAAGCCUUCCUAAAACUGUCCUUGGGGUUGGAGGGAGAAGUCAGAGUGAUGGUACAUACUCCGUCUGUACCCUCUGCAGAAGAGCAUCAGAAGCUGUGCAGUACAGGGUAAAUGGACUUAAAUAGUCCAGCUGAGUCACUAAAAAGCCCUGGCAAGAGGGGAGGAUGAGUAUGCAGAGCUGCUAUGUUAUCUAAACUGCUAUAUUACCUAAACCUACCCAGGUGUAUGGAGAAAUAAAAGUGUGUCCCAAAAAUAAGGGGAUUUCAAAACAGUAGAAAGAAACUGCCUUUGAGUGGACCCAGAUGUUGGAAGCAGAAAAAACCUUCCAAGCAGCUAUUACAAAUUUUUUAAAAAACUGAAAGAGGGGCGCCUGAGUGGCUCAGUCGCUUAAGCGUCUGCCUUCGGCUCAGGUCAUGAUCCCAGGGUCCUGGGAUAGAGCCUCGCAUUGGGCUACCUGCUCCGCGGGAAGCCUGCUUCUCCCUCUCCCACUCCCCCUGCUUGUGUUCCCUCUCUCGCUGUCUUUCUCUUAAAUAAAUAAAUAAAAUCUUAAAAAAAAAAAACUAAAGAAACUAUGCUGGAGGUAAAGGUAUGAUAAUAUUUCAACAAAUAGAGAACAAAGAAAGUAUUUUAUUUUUUUAUUAUGUUAAUCACCAUACAUUACAUCAUUAGUUUUUGAUGUAGUGUUCCAUGAUUCAUUGCGUAUAACACCCAGUGCUCCAUGCAGAACGUGCCCUCUUUAAUAUCCAUCACCAGGCUAACCCAUUCUCCCACCCCCCUCCCCUCUAGAACCCCCAGUUUGUUUUUCAGAGUCCAUCGUCUCUCAUGGUUUGACUCUCCCUCCAGUUUUGCCACCUUCAUUCUUCUCCUCCUGCUAUCUUUUUUUUUUAACAUUCAAUAUUGUUUCAGAGGUACAGAUCUGUGAUUCAACUGUCUUGCACAAUUCACAGCACUCACCAUAGCACAUACACUCCCAGUGUCUAUCACCCAGCCACCCCAUCCCUCCGACACCCCACCACUACAGCAACCCCCAGUUUGUUUCCUGAGAUUAAGAAUUCCUCAUAUCGGGAUGCCUGGGUGGCUCAGUCGGUUAAGCGUCUGCCUUCAGCUCAGGUCAUGAUCCCAGGGUCCUGGGAUCGAGUCCUACAUCGGGCUCCUUGCUGAGCGAGCAGCCUGCUUCUCCCUCUGCCUGCCUCUAUCUCUCUCUCUCUGAUAAAUAAAUAAAAUCUUAAAAAAAAAAAAAAAAAGAAUUCCUCAUAUCAGUGAGGUCAUAUGAUACAUGUUUUUCUCUGAUUCACUUAUUUCGCUCAGCAUAACCCUCCAGUUCCAUCCACGUCAUUGCAAAUGGCAAGAUUUCAUUCCUUUUAAUGGCUGCAUAAUAUUCCAUAGUAAAUAUAUACCACAUCUUCUUUAUCCAUUCAUCUGUCAGUGGGCAUCUUGGCUCUUUCCACACUUAGGCUAUUGUGGACAUUGCUGCUAUAAACAUCAGGGUGCACAUACCCCUUCGGAUCCCUACAUUUGUAUCUUUGGGGUAAAUACCCAGUAGUGCAAUUGCUGGGUCGUAGGGUAGCUCUAUUUUCAACUUUUUGAGGAACCUCCAUACUGUUUUCCAGAGUGGCUACACCAGCUUGCAUUCCCACCAACAGUGUAGGAGGGUUCCCCUUUCUCCGCAUCCCCGCCAACAUCUGUCAUUUCCUGACUUGUUAAUUUUAACCAUUCUGACUGGUGUGAGGGGGUAUCUCAUUGAGGUUUUGAUUUGGAUUUCCCUGAUGCCGAGCAAUGUUGAGCACUUUUUCAUGUGUCUGUUGGCCAUUUGGAUGUCUUCUUUGGAAAAUUUCUGUUCAUGUCUUCUGCCCAUUUCUUGAUUGGAUCAUUUGUUCUUUGGGUAUUGAGUUUGAUAACUUCUUUAUAGAUUUUGGAUACUAGCCCUUUAUCUGAUAUGUCAUUUGCAAAUAUCUUCUCCCAUUCUAUCGGUUGUCUUUGGUUUUGUGGACUGUUUCUUUUGCUGUGCAAAAGCUUUUUAUCUUGAUGAAGUCCCAAUAGUUCAUUUUUGCCCUUGCAUCCCUUGCCUUUGGCAAUGUGUCUAGGAAGAAGUUGCUGCGGCUGAGGUCAAAGAGGUUGCUGCCUGUGUUAUCUUCUAGGAUUUUGAUGGACUCCUGUCUCACAUUGAGGUCUUUCAACAAUUUUGAGUCUGUUUUUGUGUGUGGUGUAAGGAAAUGGUCCAGUUUCAUUCUUCUGCAUGUGGCUGUACAAUUUUCCCAACACCAUUUGUUGAAGUGACUUUUUUCCACUGGACAUUCUUUCCUGCUUUGUCAAAGAUUAGUUGACCAUAGAGUUGCGGGUCCAUUUCUGAGCUCUCCAUUCUGUUCCAUUGAUCUAUGUGUCUGUUUUUAAUGUCAGUACCAUACUGUCUUGAUGAUGACAGCUUUGUAAUAGAGCUUGAAGUCCGGAAUUGUGAUGCCACCAGCUUUGCUUUUCUUUUUCAACAUUCCUCUGGCCAUUUGGGGUCUUUUCUGGUUCCAUACAAAUUUUAGAAUUAUUUGUU